AUGAUUUACUCUACGCAAAUAUCAAGGCUCGAUGGCCUCAUGCUCUGCGCCUCGGUCGACGAUGAACAGGCCGAGUCCUCCCUCGCAGAGACCAAGCAGAACGUGCGCCAAGUCCUCCGCAAGCUCACUCGCAACUCCGAGUCCCAAGCCUCUAUCGAGACACCCAACCACACGCUUCAUUACAUGAUCGACUCAGACAUCGUCUUCCUCGCCAUCUGCGCCCCCUCUUACCCUCGCAAGCUCGCCUUCACCUACCUCGCCGAUCUUGCCCGCGAGUUCACCACCAACUACCCAGCAUCCCAAGUGCACUCUCCCGCCCUGCGACCCUAUGCGUUCAUGGAAUUUGACACAUUCAUCUCCAAGACGAAAACCACAUACGCCGACUCACGUGCCACGGCUAACCUCGAUAAACUCAACGACGAGCUGCGCGAUGUUACAAAGGUCAUGACCAAGAACAUUGAGGAUUUGCUGUACCGUGGAGAUAGUCUGGAGCGCAUGGGCGAGAUCAGCUCGAGACUACGAGAUGACAGCAAAAAGUACCGUCGAGCCGCUGUGCGUAUCAACUGGGAGUUGCUUCUCAAGCAGUACGGCCCCUUUGGUGCUCUUGGGUUCAUCAUCAUUUUCUUCAUUUAUUGGCGAUUCUUCUGA
Molecule: messenger RNA, 648 nt
Organism: Fusarium coffeatum
Lineage: Eukaryota; Fungi; Ascomycota; Sordariomycetes; Hypocreales; Nectriaceae
Exons: 3
Coding region: 1-648 (215 amino acids)
Biological process (GO): vesicle fusion with Golgi apparatus; retrograde vesicle-mediated transport, Golgi to endoplasmic reticulum; endoplasmic reticulum to Golgi vesicle-mediated transport
Cellular component (GO): ER to Golgi transport vesicle membrane; SNARE complex; endoplasmic reticulum-Golgi intermediate compartment
Molecular function (GO): SNAP receptor activity
Source: RefSeq, a predicted model, not a curated record